Messenger RNA from Adineta steineri, 2862 nucleotides. The record is from the annotation of a GenBank genome assembly. NCBI's taxonomy places the organism in Eukaryota, Metazoa, Rotifera, Eurotatoria, Adinetida, Adinetidae.
AUGCAUAUAGAAACUACAACUUCGGUACCUGAUAAUGAUGAGCAAUCAUCUGUUUGUUUUUCGGAUUUAUAUAAUCUCUUUGAAAUUAUUGGAAAGGGUCCAUUUAGUGUAGUUCGUCGAUGUACUAAUAAAUCAGGCGAUACGCAAUAUGCAGUUAAAAUUAUUGAUGUUGAACAAUUUACUGCAACACCAGGAUUUUCUGCUGAUGAUUUACAACGUGAAGCUAGUAUAUGUUCAAGUCUUAAACAUCCACAUAUUGUUGAAUUAUAUGAAACAUUUGAAUCUGAAGGCUGUCUAUUCAUGGUUUUUGAAUAUAUGGAUGGUGCAGAUUUAUGUUUUGAAAUAGAAAAACGUGCUCUUGCUGGUUUUGUAUACAGCGAAGCUGUAGCUAGUCAUUAUAUGCGUCAAAUAUUUGAAGCUGUUCGUUAUAUACAUGAUCGUGGAAUAAUUCAUCGAGAUUUAAAACCUCAUUGUGUUUUAUUAUCUUCAAAAGAAAAUGCUGCACCGGUUAAAUUAGGUGGUUUUGGUGUUGCAUUACAAUUACCAGAAUCUGGUUUAAUUCAAGCUAGUCGAAUUGGUACACCUGCAUUUAUGGCACCUGAAGUUGUUAAUCGAGAAUCACCAGGUUUUGGUCGACCGGUUGAUAUGUGGGCAUUAGGUGUGAUGUUAUAUGUUCUAUUAACGGGUACUUUACCAUUUGCUGGAACAAAAAAUCGUGUUUUUGAAAUGAUUUCAGCUGGUGUUUAUAGUAUGCAAAGUCGACAAUGGGAUCAUAUAUCUGAAUCUGCUAAAGAUCUUUGCACUCGUUUGUUAUGCUUAAAUCAAAAUGACAGAAUAACAAUUAAAGAGGCACUUGCACAUCCAUGGAUUCGAGAACGUGAAAAAUUUGCAGUACGAAAACAUCUACCAGAUACUGUUGACGAACUGCGUAAAUUUAAUGCAAGACGAAAAUUAAAAGGUAUAGUACUAGCAGCUGUCUCCAGUCCCCAUUGGUCUCAAUUACCGUUUCAUUCACUGAUGACAACAACAAAUUCAUCAUCAGAAUUACCAGGACAUGUGUUGACAACAGCAUCUUCAAAUGAUUUUGACGAUAUGGCAUCAUCGGCUGUUUCACAAAUACUUGAUUCAUUAGAAGAUACUCAAUGGUUAACCAUUGGUGAUCGUGUUGAACUUGAUUUUUUACAAAAAUUAUUCGAAGAUAAACAAUUACAAACAUUACUUGAAUUAUAUGAUCGUAUUAAUUCGGAUGAAAUUCGUCCAUAUAAUACUCCAGAAUCAAAUGUUGUACAAAUUGUUUCGGAUAUAAUAACAACUAUUGAACAAGGUUCUUAUCAACAUACAUCAGAAAAUGCACAUGAUCUUUUGAAAAUAUUACUUGAACCUCAUUUACAGUCUCUUCUACAAGCACAUGAUGUCGUUGCACAAGAAGUCUAUGGUGAUGGUGCCAUACGUGUUACACCAUCUUAUUUUGGUCAAAAUACAUUAACAUUAGAUGCGAAUUAUGAUCAUGAUUAUAAUGGUCAGAAUGGUAGUGGAUUAAAUGAGAGUACUGGUCAUGGUGGUGAUGGUUUAAGUGAUACGACAUGUGAUGUAACACGUAUACGACUUGUUCAAUUUCAACGAAAUACUGAUGAACCAUUAGGUAUUACACUUCGUAUGACAGAAAAUAAACGAUGUUUAGUAUCACGUAUACUUAAUGGUGGAAUGAUACAUCGACAAGGAACAUUACAUGUUGGUGAUGAAAUUAAAGAAAUAAAUGGACAACCUGUUUCAAAUCAUCCAAUACAAUAUUUACAACAAAUGCUGAAAGAUGCUCGUGGCAGUAUUACAUUUAAAAUUGUCCCUAGUUAUCGAAGUCAACCACCACCUUGUGAUAUUUAUGUCAAAGCUUUAUUCAGUUAUGAUCCAAAAGAUGAUGAUUUAAUUCCAAGUGCACAAGCAGGAAUUAAAUUUUCUAUAGGAGAUAUAUUACAAAUUAUGUCGAAAGAUGAUCAUAAUUGGUGGCAAGGCAAAAAAGCAAUGUCAUGUCGAAAUAUAGAUGAACGAAUGAUAAAUAAUUAUCAUGCAGAUUAUGAUAGUUCACCUGCAGGUUUAAUACCAUCACCUGAAUUACAAGAAUGGAGAAUUGCAACGAAUGCUAUUGAAAAAGCUAAAGAUGGAAGCGCUAACUGUGGUGUUUUUGGACGUAAACGUAAAGUAAUGAAAGAUAAAUAUUUAGCAAAACAUAAUGCUGUUUUUGAUCAACUUGAUUUGGUUACAUAUGAAGAAGUCAUACGUUUACCGGAAUUUCGUCGUAAAACUCUUGUUUUACUUGGUGCACAUGGUGUUGGUCGUCGUCAUAUAAAAAAUACAUUAAUUACUAGUCAACCAAAACGUUUUGCUUAUCCAAUACCACACACUACACGUUUACCAAAAAAAGAAGAAGAAAAUGGAAAAAAUUAUUACUUUGUUACACAUGAAGAAAUGAUGCGUGACAUAGCUAAUAAUGAAUAUUUAGAAUAUGGUACACAUGAUGAUGCAAUGUAUGGAACAAAACUUGAAACAAUACGUAAUAUUAAUCGACAAGGUCUUAUGGCUAUACUUGAUGUUGAACCACAAGCAUUAAAAGUAUUACGUACAGCAGAAUUUGCACCUUAUAUAGUUUUUAUAGCUGCACCUGAUCUUUCACAAAUCAAAGGUGUUAAUGAUGAAAGCUUAGAACGAUUAGUAAAAGAAAGUGAACUUUUACAACAAGCAUAUGGACAUUAUUUUGAUUUAGUUAUUGUUAAUAAUGAUAUUGAAGAAACAAUACGAGCUCUACAAUAUGCUAUCGAACGAGUUAGUCUACAACCUCAAUGGGUACCUGUUAGCUGGGUUUAUUAA